CUUCAUCAGGCGAUGUCUUGUUCGCCGUUGAUUAUUCAAUAAUGAAUAAAAAGAUUUUUAGCGAUAAAUAUGAUUUGAAUACGUGCGGUUUUGUUUUUAAAUAAAUUAAAAUAUGAUAUCUAAUUAUGAGUUCACCGUCGGCCGUGGUGUGCCGUGAGAUAUUUGAUGAGAACAGUCAGCCAUCUGCAGAAGAAAUAUCUGACUAUGCCUGUCAGCUGGGCAUUGAUCCUGAGAGUGAGAGCCAUCUCUUGCCACUGGCUCGGGAUGGCCUCAUGCAAGCAUUACCGGCACCAUGGAAGGCAUAUUUCGACGAAAAGCUUCAAACCCAUUACUAUUACAAUGAAGAUACAAAGAAGACCCAGUGGGAGCAUCCCCUAGAUCACGUAUACAGAGAACUGGUGAAAAAGGCGCGAGAUGCGUCAAUGCAAGAUGACACUUGUGCCUCGGUACAGGAACUUCUUACCUCUGAAGAGAAUACUAAAAAUCUCGAACGCGUUGAAACCAAAGUGGAAAGUGAAGAUGAGGAUUUAAGCACAGACAGCGAACAACACGCUUCAGAUGUUAAAGACCAUACCACGUUGGUGCCCGGAAAUAGACGGCUAACGCCAUUAGGACGGCCACCGCUUGCUCCCCUUUCUAGACUGGAUAAGAAAUUAAGUGAUCUCCGAAUUUCGCCCUUAAGACGAAGCGUGGACAGCACUAUAUCGCCUAAACCAAGCCUCGUGAGGAAUAUUUCAGACAGAGAUAUAUUAAGUCGACCAACAUUUGAAAGACCUAAAAUGUUAUUUAAACAGCAAUCUGAGAUUAUUGACCUGAAAAUGCAUGUUCUGACCAGUCCAGAAGAGGAGAAUUUCAGUCCACUGUUAGCUUCUGCCAAAGUUGACAAGGGUUUACCUUUGUCUGGUAAAGGCAGUAUGUUCUUCAAGAUGUCGCGCUCCAAUCUCCCCAGUCCAGAUACAGAGAAAUCUCUUCAACUCGAUUCAGUUACGAAAAGUGAUCCACCAAAAGGUAUCCUUAGGGAGAAAACUUCUGAUCUUUUUCAUAGGAAGAUUGAGAGCUUAGUGCUGGGGAAAUCGAAACAGACUCCAAGCUUUGAAGAGGACAAGAAAAGUGUGAGAUUCAAAUUAGAAAACUUGCCUGAUCCAACCGUCAGUCCGGGCUCGAAUAGUUCGUCGGAACAAAACGACGCACAGAGUUCUAUCAUUAGUGUAGCACCCACAGUUCCAUCGCCUAUCAUCCCAUCAUCACCUAUAAUGGUAUCUCCUAUCACACCUAUGACAUUAGCACCGAUCACACAAACAGUCAAUACAUUGUCCCCGUUAGUAUCUAGGCCCCCAUUACCUCCUCGUGUGAUAGAAAGUCCGAGAGAACCAAAGAGCGUCUCGAAUUCAGAGAGAGAUUCUGUUGACAGUGAAAGCCUAAAUCGUGGAACGUCACCACGACGGCGCCUUGUAAAGCCACCGCCAGGUGACUAUAUCAAACCAGAGUUAUUCCAGAAGAAUUUCCAAAAAAUAUCCGAGUUAGUUCGUCGAACAGAUAUCGAACCUACGUCAGUGACCUUGGAGGAGCCCAUUUCGGACAAAGAGUCGAGGCCAAGGUCUCCUAUGAUACCUCUAAAAAGCAAAAUUUCUAUAAACUUGAUGGAGAGCAUUGAAUCGGAAACAUCGAUCGAUUCGCCUGAUAGAGAAUUUGCUAAUUUAGAUCUCAACGACUUAGAUGAUUCGAAUACACAAAAUAAACAAGAAAUUCCAGACGAUAUCAAAGAUAAAGAAAAAAGUCCACGUACCGACGAAAGUUCACAAGAAGGAACACAUUCCAAAGCAACGGAUUCAGUACAAAGAUCACGAGACAUUCCAAUACCUCAAAUAAAAGUUCCUAAAUUAGAUUUCACUCCAAAACAAGCCAAAUUUACACAUUCCGAUUCAGAAGAUUCCAGAAAAACGGUUAAAGACGAUGAAUCUAAAAGCAGCGUUAGAUCAAAUAGUAUAGAUACACCCAAAGAUAUUAAGACUCAACUUAAGUUAUCGCCUACCCCUAGCUUAGGAUCAGACAGGUCACCUAGAUUAGAAUUCACUAAAAAUUGGUCGAGUCCGUUAUCAACAUUCAAACCAUUGAAUAAACUUAUACCAGCUCCAUUAAAAUCAUCUGAUUCAGCAUCUAGCUUAGGUAAAGGUCUGUCUAGUCCUAGAUUAGAUGGAGUAAUACUAUCUCAAGGGAAAUCUAGUUCGGAUAACGUAGUUGUAGUUUAUCAAUUUGAAACUCAAGAAGAAAGUCCAAAACCUAUAAAGUCUCCGCUAAUACCAGAUAUGGGAAUGAGAGAAAUGUUCGAGAGGAAUAAGCAAGAUGAAAGGAGAAGGCUAGAGUUAUCUUUGCAGAAAGAUUUGGAGAUAAUACGAAUGGAAUUUUCGGCAAAAGAAAAGAGAUUAAGAGCAGAAUUGCAGGAGGACUUAAAAGAAGCCGAGGAGAAGUUUUUGAAUGAAAAGAAAAUACGAUUAUCAGAACAAGCGGAUAGACAUCGACGGGAAAUGGAAGAUGCAUUAGCGGAAGCCGAACGCAUUCAAAAACAAGACUUGCAGAACAAAUUAAAGGAAUUAGAGAGGAGGUAUCGAAACGAUGUCGAAGCAGCUGAGAAACAACACGACAAUAGUAUGGCAAAAUUGAGAAAUGAUUACAAGAUGAAAUACAGUGAAUUACGUGAACAAUUGGAGAUAGAUAACGAACGUGCUCUCACAGAGGUUCACAGCCAACUACAAAUGAAUUUAAAUAGAGAGAGGUCUCGUAUGAUAGAAGAAAAUAGAGCCACUAUAGAAACAUUAAGGGAGGAACACACGUCUCGAGUUACCGAACUGCGACAUGAUUACAGAGCUGAGGUGGAGCGGCUGCGCGCGCAGCACGCGUGCCACGUGGACGAGCUGCGCGCGCGGCUGGCGGGCGAGCGCGCGGCGCGGGCGGCCGACGAGCGCGCGCUGGCCGACAAGUACCGCUGCCUCAAGGAGAAGUACGCGCGCCUCAAGCACGACGUCAAGAUGUCGAUAGAGAGACGUAACAAACGACGUGAAAUGAGCAUGACUACGGGUUCAGAAACGGAGAAAUCUAAUUCGCACAAAGCCAAUCCAUCGUUAGAAAGAUGUAAGGAAUUGAAUGAAACAUCAGUAAGCGUUGUCGUUGAAGCCGAACCGCCGAGGAUAAGGAACAACAAUCUGACAAUAAAAUUUAACGACAAUGAAACUUCGUAUUCGGAGAGUAACGCGCAGAAAUCAGUUGACAAUAACAAUGACGAAUGGAAAGUCAGAAGAGAUAAUACCCUUCAAUCGGAUACAUCACAAAUGUCUGCGAUUAAAAAUCCAAGAACGAAGAGAAAUGCAGUCGCGUUCAGAGAACCGCCUCGACGGAGACGAGAUAGAGAUAAGGAUGCUGGUACCACUACUGACUGCCAAGAUUCAUCGGAUGCUACCACAGCUGAUGAAAAACCAAAAGAAGCUAUUAACGGUCACAGCCGUCGUAGGUGCUUCACGAGAUUAAAAUCUGCGUCGACGUCUCGUCUUAAUUAUUCACCGAAACGUGGCGAAGGUUGGUCAAGCCCGCUUGAAUCGCUCAGGCAACAGUUGCGCAAGUUGGACGAUCUAGAAGACCAGUUUCCGGACUUAGCUUGUCAGCCUUCCUACAGUUUAAGAUAUCCUUUUGCUGAAAUAGGAACAGUGGACGCAGCCGACACUCCAGAGCUGGAGUUCGUGCGACACCGCGCCUUAGUGGAGCGGGAGGGUAUGCGGCGCGCUCGUGCCGUGCUCAAGCGCCGCAGGGCUGCCUUACGGGAGUCUAGGGCUUCGUUGUCGCCUCACAGGGCUCCAUCGGAGGCGACGACGAGCGAGGCGUCGUCGGCGGAGGACGGCUCGGCGCGCGGCGCGGCGGGCGGCGCCGUGCUGCGCUCGCUGCGCGCGCUGCACGCCGACGUGCGCGACAUCUGGCGGGCGCUCGACGCGCGCCGCCCCGCCACCGCUUCACCUGAAACCAGCUCCUGUAACAUGCCAACUACGUCUCAAACAAGAAUGACAUCGUCAGCACCGGAGCCAGUGGUCCACGACAACUCGGAUAGUGUAGCGGAGAGAGCUAAAGGCUUACGCGCCUGGCUACAAACUGCCCCCUAAUAUUGUUAACGUAAAACUUCAUAUUCUAACCAUAGACUAUAACAUUUCUAGAUCUUUAUAAAUUCGAGUAUUUCAUAGUCAAUAGACUGAACUGUUUUUACGAUAAUAUCAUUUUACGAUAUAUAUAUAUUCC
Messenger RNA from Nymphalis io (European peacock), 4278 nucleotides. RefSeq names its product centrosomal protein of 164 kDa (gene Cep164). Gene Ontology annotation, molecular function: protein binding. Bases 126 to 4145 code for a protein of 1339 amino acids. The record is from RefSeq and is a predicted model, not a curated record. NCBI's taxonomy places the organism in Eukaryota, Metazoa, Arthropoda, Insecta, Lepidoptera, Nymphalidae. The transcript has 21 exons.